UAAAUAUUUCAUUUCCCCUUAAAUACUUAACCUAUUUAUUCUCCAUUGAUUCCAACUGGCCGUUAGUUAACUUAUUUAUUUAAAUAUUUAGCUCAGCGCGCAUAUAAAUAUAUCAUAAAUAUCGUAUUUAAAUAUAUUCGCACCUCAGCCUCAAAACGAAGCAUCCAACCCCUUCACAACAUCUGAGUAAAUAUCACCGGGCAAACAGAUCAGCUCAUUCGCAACCAACUCUGCUUCAUGAUUAAUCGAUCUAAAUAUCUCUAAUUCCUCUACGUGCCAGUUGUUCUCAAUUCUCUUUGUUUGACCGUGGAGCCCGUUCCGCCAUCGUCAUUACACCUGCAUACCGAUCUAUCUAACAUCCAUCGACGCCCUCGCGUUUCUUACACUCCUCAUAUCCACUCCGCUUCAUAGCCAAUCGCAGUCAUGUCGCAAUACUUCUUCGAUCUUCUCUACACCUUCACAGACUGCAUGUGCUGUUUCCCCAACUCCCCGCAGCUCAAAAUUAACAACAGGAGUUUCAAGCUGUUGCGGUUGCUAGGAGAGGGCGGCUUCUCCUACGUCUACCUCGUUCAGGACAAAAACACCGCAGAGCUCUUCGCCCUCAAAAAGAUCCGCUGCCCCUUCGGCCAGGAAUCCGUCUCCCAAGCCCUCAAAGAAGUUGAAGCAUACACCCUCUUCUCCCCAAACAGAUACAUCAUCCACUCCAUCGACUACUGUGUCUCCACCGAAUCCGGCUCUAAAUUCCGCGCCGAUGGCGGUGACCCAGGCUCCAAGACCGUCUACAUUCUUCUCCCGUACUACCAGCGCGGCAACCUGCAAGAUGCCAUCAAUGCUAAUCUGGUCAACCACACCUCGUUCCCGGAGAAGAAGCUGAUGACCUUCAUGCUCGGCGUGGCCAAGGCGCUCAAGGCGAUGCAUCAAUAUCGCGUCAGAGGUGGUGCGGGUGCGGUGAAGAAAGCGAAGAUGGUUAGGAAUGAGGCAGACGCAGCGGAUGCGGACGCGGCGGCAUCUCGUGGACGGCCUGCAAGAAGAAACACUCGUCGCGAUAGCGAUGACACGGAACACGAGCCGUUGAUGGAUGGGGAGGUUACCAUUAGCCAGGAAGGGGUGGAUGAGGGUGGUUUCCGCCCAUAUGCGCACAGAGAUAUAAAGCCAGGAAACAUCAUGAUUGAUGACGACGGCCUAACCCCCAUCGUCAUGGACCUAGGCUCCCUCGCACCAAGCCCCAUCGCCAUUACCUCCCGCUCUCUCGCCCUCGCCGUCCAAGAUACAGCCGCCGAGCACUCCACAAUGCCCUACCGUGCCCCAGAACUCUUCGACGUGAAAACCGGCUCCAUCAUCGAUACCAAGGUCGACAUCUGGUCGCUAGGCUGCACCAUAUAUGCCUGUCUGGUGGGUAAAAGCCCCUUCGAGGCCCGUAGUGACGAGACCGGUGGUAGUUUGAGUAUGUGUGUGUUGGGUGGGGACUGGAGGUUUCCGGAUGAGGACCAAGACCAAGGGCCGAAGGGGAAGGGGAAAGGGGUUGUGGGCGUUGGCGCUGGCGCUGGCGCUGGGGAAAGCGAAGGGGAAGGGAGUGCUUCUGCUGCUGCUGCUACGGGCGGUUCACCGGGUAAAAAAGGGGGGAUUAGCGAGGCGUCAAAGGAGGUGGUGAGGAGGUGUUUGCAGGUUGAGCCGGCGGAUCGACCGGAUGUUGAUGAGUUGAUUGAGCUUUUGAAGGCGACUAUUGAGGAGUUGCCGGAUGAUGAAUGAGGUGGUUGUUGUGUUGGGGUUAUUUUUGUGUUUUGAGUCUUUUAUGUCCUUCUUCUCGUUUUGGUCUCCCCCAAUGAAGGAAGGGUUGUUGUUAUUUUGGCUCUGGUGCUCCUUUUUCCUUUCCUUUUUCUGAAGCGAAACCUUUCUGGGGAAUUUUCGCGAGUUCACGUUCUUUUGCUUGAUCAUUUUAGGGAGAUCUUCUUGAUGUCUUUUUGGCCUGUUAUGUUUUCCCGCUGUUUUCUUCCUUUCUUUUUCUUCCUUUCUCUUUCUUUCUUUCUUUUUUUUUUUUUAUCCAAAGCUUUUGGGACCGGUUAUGUGCUAGAUGUACGCUCCAACGAUUAUUUUGCCUUCUUUCCCUCCCUGUCUAUCUGCAUUGCUUGUUCAUCCUCUAUUUCUUUCUUUCUCUCUCAUCCCUCUUGUCUACAGAUGUUCACAUGUAUAUCUACUCUCGCAAUGUUCUCCUGGACGUCGCGGAUAUUAGACAGGCAACCAUCUAAAGCCCCGCAAAGCGGGACAAAAUAACUAUUUCUUUAUAAUUUAGAAGGGACAAGUAAGAUGCAGCGGAUUGUAGCUUGGAACGAAUUUUAUCGUAAUAUCAUGUAGCUCAUAAAUUUGACUUUCUAGUUUCUUAAGAUAUGUCGUCUGAGUUUAUGGAUGGGUUCUCCCAGACCCCCCUUUGUCCUUUCUUGAGAAGAGAUUUCU
Molecule: messenger RNA, 2451 nt
Organism: Blastomyces gilchristii SLH14081
Lineage: Eukaryota; Fungi; Ascomycota; Eurotiomycetes; Onygenales; Ajellomycetaceae
Product: NAK protein kinase
Exons: 3
Coding region: 424-1749 (441 amino acids)
Biological process (GO): protein phosphorylation; regulation of vacuole fusion, non-autophagic; vacuolar protein processing
Cellular component (GO): Golgi apparatus; cytoplasm
Molecular function (GO): ATP binding; protein serine/threonine kinase activity
Source: RefSeq, a predicted model, not a curated record